This is a messenger RNA of Orbilia oligospora ATCC 24927, 5052 nucleotides long. RefSeq lists its product as uncharacterized. The coding region runs from base 1 to 5052 and encodes 1683 amino acids. The record is from RefSeq and is a predicted model, not a curated record. Gene Ontology annotation, molecular function: DNA-directed DNA polymerase activity; nucleotide binding; DNA binding. NCBI's taxonomy places the organism in Eukaryota, Fungi, Ascomycota, Orbiliomycetes, Orbiliales, Orbiliaceae. Gene Ontology annotation, biological process: error-prone translesion synthesis; double-strand break repair via homologous recombination. The transcript is spliced from 2 exons. Gene Ontology annotation, cellular component: nucleus; zeta DNA polymerase complex.
AUGGCUUUCCGGCUACGGCUUAACAACGUCGACAGUUAUCAGGCCGUCCCAACUAGCCUGGACUACCCCGUUAUUCUUAGUAAACCCACCCCGCCAGGCCAGAAGGUGAAAGCGACUCUGCCUAUCCUGCGUGUCUUUGGUGCCACAGAGACGGGACAGAAGGUAUGCGCCCAUAUCCACGGCGCUUUUCCUUAUUUAUACGUCGAGUACGAGGGUAGUCUUGCUCAGGAUGAUGUCGGGGCCUACAUAUACCGUCUGCAUGCCUCGCUCGAUCAUGCUCUAUGCAAGAUCUACCGUCGUAAUCCACACGACCCCAAAAACGUGUUCGUCGCACGUAUAACCCUCUGCAAGGGCGUCCCAUUCUUCGGCUUCCAUGUCGGCUGGACCUACUAUCUUAAAAUAUAUCUAUUAAAUCCAUCUUUAACAACUCGAGUCUCGGACCUCCUCCGCUCCGGUGCAAUUCUCAAAAAACAAUUCCAACCGUAUGAAGCUCAUUUACAAUACAUCCCGCAAUGGAUGAUAGAUUACAAUCUCUACGGAUGUGGUUACAUCAAUUGCUCAAAAGUCUAUUUCCGUCAACCAAUCCCGACUGAAGAAGAAGCAGGGGAGGCACAUAUCUGGCAUACCUCUACAAUCAACAGAGCCGAUGUGUUAGACGAUCUCGAAUUCCCGAGGAUAUCACAUUGCUCGCUAGAAAUUGACAUCCGGGUCUCGGAUAUUCUUAACCGAUUGGACGUCGAACCGAGGGAUUUACACCAUGACUUUUUGGAGCUUAGAAAUCCGAUACCGGGCGAUAAGAAGCUCGUGCCGAGUAUGGCGGAACUGUGGCGGGAUGAGGCCCGCAGGAGGGGUUUAAAGGAUAUUACUGUCGAGUCCUUUGGGCAACAGUUCUCGGCGGCGACGAGGAAAGUGCAUGGUGGAUGGGUUCAUGAGGAGGAGUAUAGGGAGAGGGUUGAACAAAUCAUCGACGCUGAGAAUGCGAGAGCUACAGGGAGGGAUAUUCAAUGGCAGGGGUUUGUCCAAAACGAUCCAAGAGGGGAUGAAAUUAAGACUACUCUAGAGUCUGUCAAGGAUUUCUACGAGAGUGAAGUGAAGGGCGAUAGUGUCAAUAUAUCGAUCGAUGAAUGGCAAAGCGAGGGAAACGUCGAUGUCGACGUCGACGAAGAAGGAAUACUGCGGGCCACUCAGGCGGACCCUAUCAAUCCAGAUGAGCUUGGGGACAAAAAUGAAGAAGGGGAUACCGAAGAAGACGAGGACGAAGAAGCGGAUGACGGAUCUCCGGAUAAGAACGAUGAACUUAUGGACGAUGCAGCCCUAGAAAAACUCGAGGACUUCCAAAACUUGGAAGAAAUAUCCCAGACCAUCAUAUCAAUAGAAGACCUCGAGCAGUUCGGUGUUCUACGCCCUCCUUUGCUAUGGAUGUUUUCGCAGCACGACUUCGAAAUACCAGAGGAGAUGUUUAGUUCAGUCAGACCACCCUCAAAAAGCGAUUCCGAAGGCAUCCACGUCAACGGCGAACAAAGGCCCCUCAGGAUUCGAAAGUUAAGAAAUGGCAAAUAUGAUAUACGUACUGCAAAAUCUGUCGGGAAGUUCGUACUCCCCAAAACCGAAAUACCACAGUCCCCUAGGAAAUCCCAACAAUCCCAAGACUUCUCUCUCACACCCAGUAAGAAAGCGAUAGUCGAGGCGAUGUUCAGUCCCCGCAAAAACGGUGGUUCUAGUUCGCAACCUUCACAGCCACUUCUAAUAUCAUCCCAAAACUCUCAAUCCUUCGACGGCUCCUCUCAAAACUCACACCGCUCUCAUAACUCCAAAGCAUCAACCCUUAGAGGCCUCAAAUCCUCUUUUCCAGUUGUAAAAGAUGGGAACGAUGAAAACUUCCUUCGCCCCUCCCAAUCACAAUCCAAACUCCUUAGCUUCUCAAGAUCUUCGUUCAAUAAAAGCGCCACUGAAACUCAAAUUUCACAGACUACAUCACUAAUCGCAGAACUAACAGCUACCUUCCCAACCAAAGGUCAGUUAGUCUGCUAUAAUGCCGCCCCACCGUCGACCGCAGACCUCUUAGAGUCAAUGGACGAAUUUUCCCUCCCCCACGUAGUAUACCAAGACGCUUUCUACAGCAAUGAAAAAGACGUCCCGGACCGUCCCCGCGAAUAUGCAGGCAAGGAAUUCAGACUCCAAUCUAACACUGUCAACUACCUUCCACCGUUCAACCCAGACGGCCUCGAUAUCCCCUCUUCCAGCAACAAACCCAAAAAGACCUUACCCAAAAGAACAUCCAUCAAAACCUGGGAAUUCGCCAAACCCCCUCCUUCUCUAGCAUCAAUAGAACAAUGGCUCGCUGAAGAAGAAGAAUUGAAAUACACAACCCUCAUAGAAAGCUCUCAGGUUCCUGUAGCCCCUCCAUCACAGGGUUACGCAUCCCAAAUAGACCCACCGACGCAACGGAACAAACAUGGCAUUAAGUUCUCUCAGAAGAAAAAAUCAGAGAUUAUCUCUCAUGAAGUCCAGCACAUGUCCGUAAUGAGUCUUGAAAUCCACAUCAACACCCGUGGAACCCUUCUCCCAGACCCAGUAGAAGACGAAGUAGCAAUGAUAUUCUACUCCUUCCGAUCUACCGAUGCUGAACAAGCAAGCCAAGGGCUUCAAGAAGGACUACAUACCGGCAUCCUCCUACUCUCCGAAUCAGAAUUCGAAGCAGAUAAAAUUCGAAAAAUAUUCCCAAUAGAAGUAGACCGUGAGAGUUCCGAAUUAGACCUUCUACUGUCCUUAGUUAGGGUAGUGAGGGAACUCGAUCCGGAUAUUAUAACGGGCUACGAAGUCCAUAAUUCCUCGUGGGGAUACUUAAUCGAACGUGCCAAGCACAAAUACGACUUCAGCCUGCCUGACGAACUUUCACGCGUAAAAGUUCAGUCUCACGGCAGGUUCGGAAAAGAAGCUGACAAAUGGGGAUUCACGCAUACAUCUAGCAUACGAGUUACAGGCCGACACUUGAUCAAUAUCUGGAGGGUAAUGAGAGGUGAAUUGAACCUUUUACAAUACACCAUGGAAAACGUAGUAUUCCACCUCCUAGCCCGUCGAAUGCCGCAUUACUCUUAUAGAGACCUAACACGGUGGUACUCCGGCGAGAAAGUCAACGCCUGGACCCGGGUACUCAAGUACUUCCUCACUCGUGUGAAAACCGAUCUAGAACUCCUUGACGCCCAAGAACUAGUACUGCGAACAUCCGAACAAGCUCGUCUUCUCGGUGUCGACUUCUUCAGCGUUUUCAGCAGAGGUUCACAAUUUAAAGUUGAAUCUCUGAUGUUUCGAAUCGCAAAGCCGGAGAAUUACGUACUCAUAUCUCCGAGUAGGAAACAAGUUGGCAGCCAAAACGCAUUGGAAUGUAUACCGCUCGUUAUGGAACCACAAAGUAAUUUUUAUACUUCACCGGUUCUGGUACUCGAUUUCCAAAGUCUUUACCCCUCAGUCAUGAUCGCGUUUAACUAUUGCUAUUCCACCUGUCUGGGUAGAAUAGUCCAAUGGAAAGGCGGCGUCAACAAACUCGGUUUCACAGACUACAAACGCGAAAAUGGUCUUCUAGAACUCCUACGUUCCCAGAUCAACAUCGCUCCGAACGGAAUGAUGUACGUCAAACCCGAAGUUCGAAAAUCCCUCCUCGCAAAGAUGUUAGGAGAAAUCCUCGAAACCCGAGUUAUGGUCAAAGAAGGCAUGAAAAACGAUAAACAAGAUAAAAUGCUUCAGUCGUUACUUAAUAACCGACAACUAGCGUUGAAACUAAUCGCAAAUGUUACGUACGGGUAUACAUCCGCUUCAUUCUCCGGCCGAAUGCCGUGCGCUGAGAUUGCGGAUAGUAUUGUACAAACGGGACGUGAGACUUUGGAAAAGGCGAUUGAGAUGAUUCAUGCUACGGAGAAAUGGGGUGCUGAAGUUGUGUACGGGGAUACGGAUAGUUUGUUCAUUUGUCUACCAGGGCGGACGAAAGAUGAGGCAUUCGAUAUUGGUGCUGAUAUUGCAAGAACGGUGACGGAUGCGAAUCCAAGACCGAUCAAAUUGAAGUUUGAAAAGGUGUACCUUCCUUGCGUGUUACUGGCUAAAAAGAGGUACGUUGGGUAUAAAUACGAAAGCAAAUCGCAAACUACGCCGGAGUUCGACGCCAAGGGGAUAGAAACCGUACGAAGGGAUGGUACACCCGCGGAACAAAAGAUCGAAGAAGCGGCGUUGAAGACGUUAUUCCGCACCAGCGAUUUAUCACAAGUCAAGCAGUUCUUUCAAAGACAGUGUACAAAAAUCAUGGCAGAGAAGGUUUCCAUCCAAGACUUCUGUUUUGCGAAGGAAGUUAAACUUGGGACGUAUAGCGAGAGAGGGAUGUUACCACCCGGAGCGCUCAUAUCCGCCAAGAAGAUGCUGGAAGAUCAUAGAGCCGAACCGCAGUAUGGGGAAAGAGUUCCUUAUGUGGUUAUAUCCGGGGCGCCAGGCGCAAGGUUAGCAGAUAGAUGCGUACCGCCUGAAGAGUUGUUAGAGAAUAGUCAGAACCGACUUGAUGCGGAGUAUUACAUUUCCAAGAAUUUGAUACCGCCGUUGGAAAGGAUAUUUAACUUGGUAGGGGCGAAUGUGAGAGGGUGGUAUGAUGAGAUGCCGAAGAUUCAACGGUUAAGAAGAAUUGUGGAACCAAAUUUGAUAGGAGGUGAAGAGCAGCAGCAGCAGAGGAGAAGACAUACGAUUGAGUCGUUUAUGAAAGGGUCUGCUUGUAUUGUUUGCUACGCGAAGGAUACAGAAAAAGGGAUAUGUGAGAGUUGUUUGGAGGAUAUCGACGGGUCGAUCUACACUCUAAAAAGUCGGAUUACAAAGAUGGAACGAAAAAGUGAAGGACUUAGAAGGAUAUGCAGGAGUUGUGCGGAUAUUAGUAAUAGCGAAGAAGUCGGGUGUGAUUCGAAGGAUUGUCCGGUAUUUUACAGCAGAGCGAGGAAUGAUACGAACUUGAGAGCAGAACGGGCAGCGGUUGAGCCGUUCAUUAAGCAUUUACAGGCGUUGGGAGGGUGGGAUUGGUAG